AUGGGGUUUGAUGAGGUCUUUAUUGAUAUGGUCUGGAGAAUCAUGGCUAACAAUUGGUAUUCCAUUGUCGUCAAUGGCAAAAGACAUGGUUUCUUCCACUCCACUAGAGGUCUCAAACAAGGUGAUCCACUAUCCCCGACCCUAUUUAUUUUAGGCGCAGAGGUCCUGUCCAGAUUCCUCAACAAACUCCACAGACAUCCGGAUUACUCUGGCUUUUACAUGGAACCAAGGGGUCCCCAAGUGAACCACUUAAGCUUUGCUGAUGAUAUUAUACUAUUCACUUCAGGGAGACAGAAAACUCUUAAGCUCAUUAUGCAAACCCUGAAUAAUUAUGAAGAGAUCUCAGGCCAACUUAUUAACAGUGACAAAAGCCACUACAUGGUCCAUACUAGUGCUUUUAAUAGCACUAGGGAUAGGAUCAAGAGGAUCACAGGUUGGCAAACAAGAUUGUUGAGCUAUGGUGGUAGAGAAAUAUUAGUCAAACAUGUUCUACAAUCCCUACCUAUUCACCUCUUAUCAGCAGUGACCCCUCCUGUUACUGUCCUAAAACAGGUUCAAAGUAUAAUGGCUGACUUCUUCUGGGGAUGGAAGAAUGAGAGGAAAAAAUAUCAUUGGGCUUCUUGGAAAAACUUAAGCUUUCCUUGUGGUGAAGGAGGCAAUUUCUCCUUUUGGUGGGACAAUUGGCUUGGUGUUGGACCCCUUGCUGAAUUCUCCUCGAACAGUAAUAGACUCAACAACAUCACUGUAGCAGAAUUUUGGGUCGGGGGACAAUGGAAUCAGAAUAUGCUCACUCAACUAGCUCCUAGCAAUUACCUCGCUGACAUACUGUCCACGAGACUCUAUAUACAGCAAGCUAUACCUGACCAAGCCAUCUGGAAACUCAACAGCGAUGGAAAGACAGGGCUGGACACUAUAGACCACAUCUUCAAUAAUGGACACUUUGCUACCUAUGUGUGGAAGAGCUUUGCUGCUGCUGCUGGAAUUGUAACUGAUCACAGAUCCCUAAUUCAGCUCAUCUUGCAAUGGUGGUCAGCUAAGUACAACAAGGAAGCACACAAGCUAUUACUACAAGUUACACCAAUAUUCAUUUGUUGGAAUCUUUGGAAGAAUCACUGUGCUAGCAAAUAUGGAGGCAAAUCGUCCAAUAUUAGCAGAAUCAAAUAUGCAAUCUACAAGGACAACUACAAACUAAUGUGCACACUUUUCCCUCAAAUAAAAUGGCCUUCAAACUGGAAGGAGCUGUUCCUGCUGGGCGAAAACUAUCUUCAUGACACCAAAGUGGUUCUCAUCAAAUGGAUAAAACCUCCAGCUCGAUGGGUUAAAAUCAAUACGGACGGCAUUGCACUGAGCAACAAGGGUAGAAUUGGAGCAGGUGGUAUCUUAAGGGAUCAAGAAGGAGAAAUGUUAUUAGCAUUUGCUACAACUUUGGGGGAAGGCACUAACAAUCAAGCUGAAAUAGGGGCAGCCAUAUUUGGCAUGACAUGGGUUCUUCAACUAGGCUACAAGAAGGUUUUUUUGGAGGUGGAUUCGCAGCUACUAGUGGAGUAG
Messenger RNA from Solanum tuberosum (potato), 1548 nucleotides. RefSeq lists its product as uncharacterized. Lineage: Eukaryota; Viridiplantae; Streptophyta; Magnoliopsida; Solanales; Solanaceae. The record is from RefSeq and is a predicted model, not a curated record. The transcript is spliced from 4 exons. The coding region runs from base 1 to 1548 and encodes 515 amino acids. Gene Ontology annotation, molecular function: nucleic acid binding; RNA-DNA hybrid ribonuclease activity.